Grus americana (Whooping crane) is the source of this 2296-nucleotide messenger RNA. Its product is annotated as gastrula zinc finger protein XlCGF17.1-like. The coding region runs from base 532 to 1584 and encodes 350 amino acids. Gene Ontology annotation, molecular function: DNA-binding transcription factor activity, RNA polymerase II-specific; RNA polymerase II cis-regulatory region sequence-specific DNA binding. Gene Ontology annotation, biological process: regulation of transcription by RNA polymerase II. Lineage: Eukaryota; Metazoa; Chordata; Aves; Gruiformes; Gruidae. The transcript has 4 exons. The record is from RefSeq and is a predicted model, not a curated record.
UGGGCGAGGGGCCGCCUGGGAGGGAAGGGGGUUCCGGCUCAGCGGGGUCUGCCCGGGGCAAAGGGGUCUCAGGGCAAGACUGGGAUGGGGGAUGGACGCAGGGUAUUGAUGGUAGCCUGGGGUUGAGCCUGGGUGCGGGCCCAGAGCAGGACGUGGGUCUGGCCUUGGGCUGGUCCUGGGCUUGGGUGUGGGCACAGGCCUAGGGCAAGGCCUGGACAUCAGCUUGGGCCAGGGCCCAUCCCUGAGCGCGGUUGUGCCUGAAAUCACCACUCUCACCCCGAGCUAUCCCUCAACCAUGCCAGGACCAGCCUGGACAGCCCCGAUUCAGCUCCCUCAGCCCCCUGUCCUGCCCCGGCCACCCCACCCAGCACUCCCUGUGCUACCCACAAGCCUCCCGCACUUCACCCACCCAUCUCGUUCUGCCCAAUGUUUUUGCUUCUCAGUCCAUUUAAGGCCUGAUUUCACCCCCAGAGGAGAAGCCUCAGAGACUCCAAAGGGGCUUCAAGGUCCCCAGAGCCAUAUGCAAGUGCCAUGUUCCUGGCUGAGGGCACCUGGGCGCUGGUGGCCCCAGGACAGCGGCCCCCCCACGUCCCCCCUGCCCCCAGCCCCACCGACCCUCCGCGACCACCCCCGGUGCCGACGCCACCCGCCCGCGACGCCGCCUGCCACCAACGCGGCGUCCCCACGUCCCCACCGGCGCCAGAGGGCCACCACUGCAGUGACUGCGGUAAGACCUUCGGUGCCCGCUCCCGGCUGGCGGUGCACCGACGGGUGCACACUGGCGAGCGGCCCUUUGCCUGCACCCACUGCGGCAAAUGCUUCAGCCAGAGCUCGGCGCUGGGCCUGCACCGGCGCCUGCACACCGGCGAGCGGCCCCACACCUGCGCCGACUGCGGCAAAGCCUUCGCCGUGCCCUCGCACCUGGCGGUGCACCGGCGGGUUCACACUGGCGAGCGACCCUUCGCCUGCAGCCACUGCGGUAAAUGCUUCAGCCAAAGCUCGGCGCUGGCGCUGCACCGGCGCGGUCACACCGGCGAGCGGCCCCACGCCUGCACCGAGUGCGGCCGGGCCUUCGCCGUCGCCUCCCACCUGGCCGCUCACCGCCGCAUCCACACCGGUGAGAAACCCUACAAGUGCACCGAGUGCGGCAAGGCCUUUGGGCAGAGCUCACACCUGAUGCGGCACUUUGGCACCCACACGGGCGAGAAGCCCUACAAGUGCGGUGCCUGUGCCAAGAGCUUCACCCAGAACUGCAACCUCCUGCAGCACCAACGCACCCACACUGGUGAGAAACCCUACGAAUGCAACGCUUGUGGCAAAUGUUUCAGCUGGAGUUCCAACCUCCGUCGGCACCGCCGUCUCCACAGCGGCCAGAAGCCCUUCCAGUGCGGCCAGUGCGACAAACGCUUCGUCGAGAGCACCCAUCUGCUCGACCACCAGCGCACCCACACCGGUGAGAAGCCCUACCGCUGCCCCAACUGCCCCAAGACCUUCGGCCGCAGCUCCAACCUCGCUCGCCACCGCCGCCUCCACGUAGCUGAGCCAGGGCCCGAUCCAGCCCUGGCGAUGCACGAGGGGCUCUGAGGGGCUUCCCAAGGAGAUGGGAGGAGGUGGUGGAGCAGAUGAUGCUGCUUCUGUGGCGACCAUGGGGAUGUGGUUUGACUUGCUGGUGCUCAUCGUCAAUAAAAGGAUUCAUGGAGGAUCCAUACCAUGGUCAAUGGCUGCUACAACCCUUCUGAGGUGGCCACGGGGAUGCGGUUUGGCCCUGUUGGCGCCCAUUGUCAAUACAGAGACUUCAGGAAGAUCCAUGAUGUAGCCAGUGAUAAUUACAGCUGUUCUGUGAUGGCCGCGUGCACGUGGGUUGGCCCUAUCAGCACCCAUCAUCAACACAAAGACUUCAGUAGGAACCGUGACAUGGCCAGUGCCUGCUACAGCCCUUCUGUGGUGGCCACAGGGACGUAGUUUGGCCCACUGGCACUCAUCGUCAACGUAAACGGCUUGGGGAGGACUCACGAUGUGGCCAAUGACUCUAUGACCCUUCUGUGGUGGGAAUGGGGACGUGGUUUGGCUCCAUCAAUGCCCAUCGUUGGCUUGUGGGGAACCCAUGUAGGCAAAAAGCCAUGGGACUGGGGAAAAACACGAACACAAAGACUUAGGGAGGACUCAUGAUGUGGCCAACGGCUACCUCAGCCCUUCUGUGGUAGCCACAGGGGUGUGGUUUGGCCUUUUUGUUGCCCAUCACCAAUGCAAACACUUGGGAAGGGUUCAUGACGUGGCCAAUGUCUACCGUGACCCU